Drosophila ananassae is the source of this 871-nucleotide messenger RNA. RefSeq lists its product as uncharacterized. The transcript is spliced from 3 exons. NCBI's taxonomy places the organism in Eukaryota, Metazoa, Arthropoda, Insecta, Diptera, Drosophilidae. The record is from RefSeq and is a predicted model, not a curated record. Bases 74 to 871 code for a protein of 265 amino acids.
GCGUGGGCCAUGUAGUUCCCUGACUUUUUCGGGCCGAGCUCAGUCGCCUCCUAGCCGGCAACGAGGCCACAACAUGUGGUUGGUGCGGAUCUUACACUUUGCCCUAUUUCUGCUAAUGGGUUACCAUGGAGAAAGUGUUGAUGGGCGAUCAGAUAUUAUAAUCUCGAGUUAUGGAGACUUUUAUGGAAAUGCAACUGGAACGCGAUGGUUUAGAUUUCGCGACUUUGAGCCCCGACAUCUGGAGAUGGAGAUUCCGGAAAUCGAGAAUCCCGAAGGUGAUCGUGAAGGAAGGGGCUUCCACUUCCAUGCCAGUGGCGAGGAUGUCAGCGUGGAAAUGGAGUUUAUUGUACCGUUUGCCAAAAUUCCGGUCAAGAGGAGCAUGAAAUUGGCCAGGGAUGCAGUGCAGAGUAUUUUAAACCUGAGAACUGGAGCAAUCCUCAAUACAGCAGUUGUGGUGGCAGCUGGAGCAGUAAUAGCCGCGGUGGUGCGCCUAGUUUUGGCGCCUCUGGUGAUUACCAGUAUAGGUAAUGGAUAUGCCUACAAAUCGGACUCGGAAAGGGGUAUGCGUCGUCUCACCGAUGUAGUGGAAUCCCAGCUGGAGGAACACAACAUCGAUAUGUCCGUGUGCAUCCAGCGAUGGCUCUGCAACUAUCUCCACAAGAACCUAUCUGUCGGAUAUACCAGGGUUCUUAACGUGCUAACUAAUGCCCCUUGGCUGCAUCCAUAUGUGAAUGGAACCGCCGUUUUCCAUGCCAUUGAAAGUUCCCAAAGCAGUCGAAGUUGCAGUCAGACAUAUCAUCAAUGUCGUUGGGAGAAUCGCUGGACAUCGAUCGGUGGCAUAUCCCCAGUAAUGAAAUUCUUCAAUGGAUAA